Messenger RNA from Aureobasidium namibiae CBS 147.97, 558 nucleotides. RefSeq names its product tRNA specific adenosine deaminase. Gene Ontology annotation, biological process: tRNA wobble adenosine to inosine editing. Bases 1 to 558 code for a protein of 185 amino acids. Lineage: Eukaryota; Fungi; Ascomycota; Dothideomycetes; Dothideales; Saccotheciaceae. The record is from RefSeq and is a predicted model, not a curated record. The transcript is spliced from 5 exons. Gene Ontology annotation, cellular component: cytoplasm; nucleus. Gene Ontology annotation, molecular function: tRNA-specific adenosine-34 deaminase activity; zinc ion binding.
AUGACCGCUCAUGUCGAAAACAGGCCCUACCACGAGGCUUUCAUGCGCGAGGCCAUCAACAUGGCCGAGCUGGCACUCGCCUCUGAUGAGACGCCUGUGGGAUGUGUUUUUGUUCACGAUGGCAAAGUGAUUGCCCAGGGCAUGAACGGCACCAAUGUUACCAUGAACGGAACACGCCAUGCCGAAUUCGUGGCCCUCAGCCAGAUCUUGGACCAACACCCACCUUCGAUCCUCCAGGAGACUGACCUGUACGUCACCGUAGAGCCAUGCAUCAUGUGUGCCUCCGUCUUGCGCCAAUUCCGCAUCCGCGCCGUCUACUUUGGCUGCCUCAACGAUCGCUUCGGUGGCUGUGGCGGUGUCAUGCGCAUCUGUGACGAUCCCAACAUCGAACCUCCCUACAAGAUCUUCGGUGGCAUCUACAGGGCCGAGGCCAUCAUGCUGCUCCGCCGCUUCUACGUUCAGGAGAACGAGAAAGCUCCCGAGCCCAAGCAAAAGAAGAACAGAGAGCUCAAGACCGACAUCAUGCCCCUGGUCAACAUGAAGAACCCCGAAGGUUGA